Messenger RNA from Danaus chrysippus (African queen), 255 nucleotides. The record is from the annotation of a GenBank genome assembly. Lineage: Eukaryota; Metazoa; Arthropoda; Insecta; Lepidoptera; Nymphalidae.
AUGAAGACGAGAGCGGUAGCUUUGAUGCCGAUACCCAUCAAUUAUCCUUUAGGUCCAAAUGAAGUCACAUGUAAUUUCCUAAACAAUUCCUAUUGUCCGAUUUUGGAAGGAGAAAUUGUUGAAUAUUCUCUGAAAAUGUUCAUAGAACCUUGGUUCCCGACGAUUCCAGUGACAAUUGAAUUCAGAGUGGAGGAUAAAAAUGCUGUAUCUGUGUGGUGCAUCAGAUUACCAAUAGUAGUUGUAAGACCACAAUAA